CAUAAAAUCGUAACUUUCAAAAAUAUCACAUUCAAAACAAUUUUAUAAAUCAAAUAUUUUUAUAUGAAUAACAGUGAAAAUGAACGUUUGCCGAAUCUGUCUUACACUCGCCGUCGAAAAAGACAUAAGCCUUUUACCUGACCUACUGGAAGAAGAUACUCGAACUUAUUCAGAUAUUAUGCUAUUUUGCUUGGGCAUACAGGUCCAAACUGAGUCAAAACUGACAUCGAAGUUGUGCGAAACAUGUUUUUUAAAUAUACUAUCGUUCUAUAAAUUUAAAACAUUAGCAUUAAAAAAUGAUGAAUAUCUACGAUCACUUCAAGAGAAAGAACAGAAGACUGAAGUAUUUGUUAUAGACGAUAUUAAAAAAGAACAAUCGGAUAACUUUUUGGAUGAUGAUAUACAACGAGACGACGAUUUUAAAUUAGCAUUAGACGUUAAAGACGAAAAUAAUUUAGAGGAACUGCAGUCUGACGAUGAGCUUCUCAGUGUUAUAAAACAAUUAAAAUAUGAGAAUACAAUAGGAGAAACUAAAGAAAAUGAACAUGUAUCACCAAACAAAAUGAAAAAGAUUAAAAGCAAAAAAGUAAAAAAAGAAUUGGAAAAACCAAACCAGAUGUGUGAAGAGUGUGGUAAGACAGUGCGAAACUUGAAAGAACACAUGUUCCAACACAAGCCGCUGCUGAUAAGGAAGAGGUACAAAUGCAAAGCCUGUGAUAAGAUGUUCUCCAGCUGCAGUUCACGACUGAAACAUUAUAAAAUCAAACAUCUAGGUAUUAAAAAACACUGUGAUGAAUGUAAUAAAGAUGUUGUUAAUUUAACUUCUCAUCGUAUGGUGGUUCAUAAAACAGCACUACUACCAUUUGAAUGUGUUCCAUGUGGCCGAAGAUUUAUAUCCAAGUCAUUACGAGAUCAGCACACACUCAUCCAUACAAAGGACAGACCUCAUGAAUGUGAUCAGUGUGACAAAGCCUUUAGAAGUACUAUUGCUUUGACUCAACACAAGCGGCAAGUACAUGAUAAGGAGAAAACUCAUUUAUGUCAGUUUUGCUCAAAAAGAUUUUUUAAGAAGUAUCACUUACAAAUACAUAUAAGGAGUCAUUCAAAGGAAAGGCCAUAUGAAUGUCCAGACUGCGGGAAGUUCUUCUCUACAACAUCAAUACUAAAGAACCACAGGCUGAUACACACAGACGUCAAGAUGUUCGCCUGUGAACUUUGUGAUAUGACAUUUUGCAAACCUGGGUACUUACGGAACCACAUGAUCUGUCACACCAAGGAGAAGCGUUACUCGUGCAAGUACUGCGGGCUGCUCUUCGGCCGCUCCGACCACCGCCUGCGCCACGAGCGCACCUCGCACGAGCGACACAUACUGCCCGCGGCCUGACCGCUACCAACUGCUUACAGCUCAAAAUAGCCAAUAUAUAUAAACGACUUCAAAAAGUGACUUCAACUUAAAAUAUAUAUAUAUUUUUACGUCACUUAAAAACAGUUUCACAUGUCGAAAUCUAAAACUUAAGUUCACGCUCAGGAGAGUAUAUUUUUUAAUUAAAAUGUAAUUAAAACGCGGUAGCCAUUAGCAUUAACGUCAGUGUUGAACAUAUCAUACAUUUUCGUUGUUAAAGACCCAAACAAUGGUUAGAAGGAAUUAAUACCUAGCAGACUUAUUUUUUAUAUCAUUUAGUUUUUUAGUUGAUCGAUAUGAAUCUCCAUCCCGAGUCUUCCCUUUGAAGUCGUUUAGUGUAAAUUCUAUGGAAUUGGUGACGGCUUUAUGAAGUUAUUGUUUCG
Vanessa atalanta (red admiral) is the source of this 1785-nucleotide messenger RNA. Its product is annotated as zinc finger protein 708-like. NCBI's taxonomy places the organism in Eukaryota, Metazoa, Arthropoda, Insecta, Lepidoptera, Nymphalidae. The coding region runs from base 80 to 1384 and encodes 434 amino acids. The record is from RefSeq and is a predicted model, not a curated record. The transcript is spliced from 7 exons. Gene Ontology annotation, biological process: regulation of transcription by RNA polymerase II. Gene Ontology annotation, cellular component: nucleus. Gene Ontology annotation, molecular function: DNA-binding transcription factor activity, RNA polymerase II-specific; RNA polymerase II cis-regulatory region sequence-specific DNA binding; zinc ion binding.